Verticillium nonalfalfae is the source of this 207-nucleotide messenger RNA. RefSeq lists its product as uncharacterized. The record is from RefSeq and is a predicted model, not a curated record. Lineage: Eukaryota; Fungi; Ascomycota; Sordariomycetes; Glomerellales; Plectosphaerellaceae. The coding region runs from base 1 to 207 and encodes 68 amino acids. The transcript has 2 exons.
AUGGAGGAGAAGGUGAACAUCACCAACGGCCGCCUCGAGGCACCUUGCGUCGGUACUCUGGGUGGCAUCUCAUGCCUCGGUGUCACAGCCCUCUGCUUCUCUGACGGCCCGGACGGCGUCCAUGACGAAGACGAAGAGAACCGCGCCAAGGGUAUCGUUGUCGCCAGACUUAAAAGUGUAAUCGCCCUCAUUCCACCCGUGACAUGA